Phascolarctos cinereus (koala) is the source of this 3706-nucleotide messenger RNA. Lineage: Eukaryota; Metazoa; Chordata; Mammalia; Diprotodontia; Phascolarctidae. The record is from RefSeq and is a predicted model, not a curated record.
UUCUCCUGUGUCUGGUACGAGUAUCACUGGGUCCCUGGUGCUUUCACGUUGUACCUCGAACUGCCCCCACCGAUGCCCUCAAGAAGGAGACAGAGGCGCCGCCUCGGCGCCAUCCCUCCUCCCCAAGCUGCCCCCUUGCGGCUGUCCACACCCCAGCCCCUUCCUCCUGAUCCCAACUCCUGCCUGCCUCCCCCUCCAUGCAGUAGCAGAACCGUUCAGCCUGAGCCGGCCAAAAAGGAAGACACACCUCAAACUCUGUACAGAAUGAAUGGGUCAGAAGAGACCCCCGAGUCCUAUGACUAUGACCUCAUCAUCAUUGGAGGGGGUUCUGGAGGCCUGGCUGCCGCCAAGGAGGCGGCUAAAUAUGGCAAGAAGAUUAUGGUGCUAGACUUUGUCACUCCGACUCCUCUUGGAAAUAGAUGGGGUCUUGGAGGGACGUGUGUAAAUGUCGGCUGUAUACCCAAGAAACUCAUGCACCAGGCGGCUCUGUUAGGACAGGCCUUACAGGAUUCCCGCAAAUAUGGCUGGCAGGUGGAGGAGCAAGUCAAACAUAAUUGGGAAAGCAUGACAGAAGCGGUCCAGAGUUACAUUGGCUCUCUGAACUGGGGUUACCGGGUUGCCUUACGGGAGAACAAGGUCACCUACGAGAAUGCUUAUGGAGAAUUUGUGGGCCCCCACAAAUUAAGGUAAAAAUCAGCGACCAAUAUAAAGGGCAGAGAAAAAUUCUAUACGGCGGAGAGGUUUCUCCUCGCCACUGGAGAAAGGCCACGCUAUCCGGGCAUCCCGGGAGACAAAGAAUAUUGUAUCAGCAGCGAUGACCUUUUCUCCUUGCCUUACUGCCCGGGAAAGACACUGGUGGUAGGGGCUUCCUACGUAGCUCUCGAAUGUGCUGGGUUCCUGGCGGGCAUCGGUUUGGACGUCACCGUGAUGGUUCGAUCCAUUCUCCUGAGAGGGUUUGACCAAGACAUGGCCAACAAAAUUGGGGACCACAUGGAAGAGCAUGGCAUCAAAUUCAUCAAGCAGUUUGUGCCUGUUAAAGUUGAACAGAUCGAAGAAGGCAUGCCCGGCAGACUGAGGGUGGUGGCUCAGUCCACCGAUGGCCAGGAGACCAUCGAGGGCGAGUACAAUACGGUGUUGCUGGCAAUAGGACGAGAUUCAUGCACAAGAAAAAUUGGCUUGGAAACAGUUGGGGUGAAAAUCAAUGAAAAGACAGGGAAAAUACCUGUCAAUGAUGAGGAACAGACCAGUGUACCUUACAUCUACGCCAUUGGGGAUAUCUUAGAAGGCAAACUGGAACUGACACCUGUUGCGAUCCAGGCGGGCAGACUGUUGGCUCGGCGACUUUACGCCGGUUCUGAUGUAAAGUGUGACUACGACAAUGUGCCUACCACUGUAUUUACCCCCAUGGAAUAUGGGGCUUGUGGCCUCUCUGAAGAAAAAGCCAUUGAGAAGUUUGGAGAAGAAAACAUAGAGGUCUACCAUAGCUACUUUUGGCCACUGGAAUGGACCAUCCCGUCAAGAGAUAACAAUAAAUGCUAUGCCAAAAUCGUCUGCAAUGUCAAAGACAACGAACGUGUUGUGGGUUUCCACGUCCUGGGUCCAAAUGCAGGCGAAGUCACUCAGGGCUUUGCAGCAGCCCUCAAAUGUGGACUGACCAAAGAGCAGCUGGACAGCACAAUUGGGAUCCACCCAGUGUGUGCAGAGGUGUUUACAACGCUAUCUGUGACUAAACGUUCAGGGGGAAACAUCCUCCAGGCAGGUUGCUGAGGUUAAGCCCCGGUGUUGCUGCUGCUGCCUCCGGCGACUCCGGAUAUCAUCACAUUAUUUUAUUUUCUCGGGUAGAGAAAAGCCUUGAGAGAAUCCACCAUCAACUCCCUCCACAUCUCUCCCGAUACCAGAAGGGAGGAGAUACUUGAACCUCGGGACUGAUUCAGACAUCGUGGUGCCCGGAGAAGGCAGUUAGCAAGACACUGGGAAUAUCGCAGCGUACCUGAAACUGAGGUCUAGCGGUGCAUCUAGCAGAUGCGUUAAUGAAGUCACUACCCAAAGCCCUAUCUUGUGGUGGGUGGUGGCCGAAGAGCCGCGGCUUCAGUUUCUUUAAGACUUUUGUUUGGUUUUGUUUUCAAUGAAGAAUGUCCUUCCAGUUACUGUCUCUGAUAAGGCUUUUAAAUGAUCCAGGAGCCCCCCAUGAGGCCCUUAUCCCUUGACGGCAUGGGCAUGCGUGCAUCAGCCAGCUUCCGACAAUGUACACGUGCCCUUCAAAGAGGAGAUGAAGUAGCUUGCUCCUCACUCCAUCUAAGGAUUGAAAUGACCCUUAGCCUUUGCUUUUUCCUAAAUUUCCUUAUCCAGUUGCAGGCACGUGUGUCCUCUCUGGUCCUCUGUCCUCUUCCUCCCCCAAGCAGAUUUCACCACUUUUCAAGAUGGCACUGUUGGUUGGCCCCACCCUUUUUGAGGAGUUGAGCUGACCUCCUGGGCUGGAGAUGUGAACCGCAGUUCCUUCACAAAGCCCAGGGUGGCGCAGGUUCUAGAUCUGGCCGUAAUUCAGUGAAACAGGGUGCUUUCUUCCAGGAAUAGUUACAGCACCCACAUGCGCACUCCAUGGGGGAGGGGGCAUUUUUCAGAACACCUUGUCUUGACCUUUUCCUUGAUCCUUUUGGGCAAGGUGAGAAUGAUAGCCUAAAACCAUCACAACUCCAUUUUCUUGGCAAGUAUCUAUUUAUGGGUCCCCUCUGGAUAGGCCUCACUCAUAGGGAGAUGAGGCAGUCCAUCCAUGCUUGUGACUCCCAUUCUUUUGGGGGAGCAGACCCAUUUCUCUUUUGGUUUCCUCUUUCUCAUUUGCUUUUUUUUUAAGGUAUUAUUCACAUAAUAAAUUAUUUAAUUAUUUUUUUUAAGCCCACGGAUGGAUCUGAAGGAUUUUUGUGUUUCAUAAACAUCAAAUGGUUUUGGCUUCUUUGUUUUGGGGGGAGGAAUGGGGAAGGAGGGUGUUACAGGGUAGAAUCUUAUAUAAGAUUGUUUUUCUCUUAGAUCUUCAGCUUAGGGUAACUAUUUGUGGGAGACAGGAUUGUGUUGAAGAGUGCCUGUCUCCUUGAAGAAGUUUAAUGGAGAGUGGCUGUAAAAUGGGUCUCCAUGACGCAACAUCUAUUUAUAUAUAUAGCUCAAUGUCCACUUCCCAGCCUGUAACUUGUGAUUCAUCUUAGCUGGUGCGUUGAGUAAUUGUUUCAAAGUCCCCAUCCAGGGAGCCUCAGGAAAUACCCUCCUUUGUUUGGCCUUCACACAACAGGGUCCCCAUUCGUCUGCCUCUGUACUCAGCCUAGGGCCUCAUACCUCACGAAUGGGCCUUUAGGUGGAAAAAGGAAAGGUUUCCGGGACAGAAUCAGAAGACAACGGUUCUGCUGUUUUCGAUAAGAUUUCUCUAAAUCUUCCUGUCUCUGGAAUUUGAAAAUGGAGAUGGGCAACAUGGAAGUCAUUGUGUUCUGAACUUAAUCAUGUUCCCAUUCUCUCUCAUUGGCUGAAAAACAAACAAUAUUUUGUGUGUCUAGAAGACCCCUGGUAAAAAAAAAAUCUCAUCUGAAGAGUUGGCCUCAUUUGGUUUCCCCCCCAAUUGGACCCCUUAUCAAAUUAUUUUUUUUGUUGUUGUUUAUGAUAAUUUUGGAAGAAAAAAACUUGAUAAUGUGAAACAUUAAAUAGUAUUUAUAUUCAUCUCGUA